Molecule: messenger RNA, 3000 nt
Organism: Hemiscyllium ocellatum (epaulette shark)
Lineage: Eukaryota; Metazoa; Chordata; Chondrichthyes; Orectolobiformes; Hemiscylliidae
Product: exocyst complex component 1-like
Exons: 18
Coding region: 208-2886 (892 amino acids)
Biological process (GO): Golgi to plasma membrane transport; exocytosis
Cellular component (GO): exocyst; plasma membrane
Molecular function (GO): phosphatidylinositol-4,5-bisphosphate binding
Source: RefSeq, a predicted model, not a curated record
GGGAAGGCCUUGUGAGCUGGAGGGACUGUUUCUUUUUGUUUUCAGACGUAGUUUGCAACCAGUUUAUAUGAUCUCCAUCUAGGGAAUCCCUGAGAACAUUUCCCGUUGUUGAUGUGAGCGUUGUACUUUGAGUAAAUCUUAUCUGACUUCCUGGAUUGAAUUUCAAGUCAACGGGAGGGAGCCGUCCGUUUCCUUUCCGCGCCUACCAUGAUUGCUAUUCGGAAUCAGUUGCAGAAGGAUGUUUUCACACCACAGGAGGAGAGGUUGUUGGGUUUGGUCUUCGUCUGGAAAGCUGGAAAGAAGCGGAAAAGCUGCAUCUUGUGCGCCGCAGUGUCAACUGAUCGUCCAUAUCAAGCUUCCCUAGUGAAAUUUAAAAAAGCUGAUAAAGGUGAUGUGUACAAACAAGUGGCUUGGUGGUCAUUCGAGGAUCUGAUACUUGUUGAUGGAAAGGAUGCAGACAAGGAUAAUCCUGAAUUUGAUUUGCAAUUUGAUAAAGUAUACAAGUGGAUUGCCAGUAAUUCUGGAGAGAAAAAUAAUUUCAUGUCAUGUCUCUUCAAACUCAACCAUCGUUAUCUACACAACAGGAUUAAGUUUGUAAACAUCAAUUCACACAUAUUGGAAGAGAGUCUGCGCCCUGCAGUGGAGCAGCACAAAAGAGGGCGAGUUGCAGAGGAAGAAGACAUAGAUGUUUACCAAGAAUUGACAUCGAAAGAGGCAUUUGAUAUUGAGAAGUUAAUGGAGCAAUUUGAUCAGUCUAUUUCCAAUUCAGAAGCUUUUGCGGAGAAAAUGAGUAAAGAUCUCCAAGUGUUAGAUGAGGAAAACAUACGGUCAAUCAUUGUGUCCGAGAAGCAAGUAACUGAAAUGAUGGAACUGAUUGAUGUGGCUCUUGUUGAAGUGAGGAGCAUUGAGCAGACCCUUCAAACGUACGAAGAGUUGUUACAGAGUGUUAAAGAACAGAUGGAUCAUAUUCACCAAAGCAAUUACCAAUUACAAGUCAUUGAUUGUAACCAACAAAAACUUUUAGAGGAAGUCAUUUUUCUUGUGAAUAAGUUGGACCUCGAUAAAGAACAUGAACAUGCAUUAAGAGAUGGUGAUCUGUGCACACCUGAAAAUUUACAGUCUUGCAUUCUUGCUGUUGAAGCUCUGAAUAAUUGCAUGAAUGUUAAGUUGUUUCCAGGCCAUCGGAAACUGGAAAGUGUGGUAGAACAAUUAAUAAAGUUUGAAACUUUACGGCAGCUAUUUGAAAGUCGAUUCAUACAGCAUAUUAAUAAUUUAUUUGUACUACAGGGAAAUGACCAAAACAUUGGCUUGUUGCAACAGUCGGGAGAGCUAAUCUUGCCCAUCCAUAAGCAUUUUCAUGAUGAAUUAUUGCCAUAUAGCCCUCUAAUGGCUUGGAUUAAAAACAACAGCCCUGCUAUUUUUACUGAUUUAUCAAAGGUGUAUUCAGGAAGCAUUAGAAAACUUUAUGAAAAACAAACCAAAGAAUUUUUUGAUGUGGUGAAGUUUAAAUUAACUGGAACAAAAGAAGGCAUGAGAUUCAGAAUUCAGGAAAGUUUUGAAAAGCUGACUGCUUCUACAUCCAAUCUACAGAAAACACUUUUCAGAAACUCUUUAUAUGAACAUUUAGGAUCAGAAACUGACAUUGCAGAUCGUCGAAUGAUGGACAAGGCAAAGGAUGAAGAGGAUAAAGAAUGGAGCAUUUCUACAUUUUGUACACAGAUCAUAGAUCAUGUAUUAGCAGAACUGGAACCCAUAUGUAUUGCAGAGGAGGAAUUUAUCACCAAAUUCUUUAUGAUGACAGAAGACACAUGCAGUGAAACACCACAGUUGUUGGGGAGUAAGUGUGAUCUCGAUCAUGCAGUUAACGAGGAUUCAACGGAAAGAAUACAAACUUAUCGAAGUGCCACAGAGCAGGAAGAUUCUGGUAUGAGCACUAAAAGAAAAAUUAUGAAUGAAAUUUUUAAUACUCUUGAACAAGAUCUAAAGGGGUUUGUAAAUCUGUGUGACAAGAUCAACCCUUCCAACACCCUGCAUUUGCUGGUCGUAGUGAGCCAGCGGGCACUGAUAACUCAAGAUUGUGACCGUUGUUCCUUUAUCAAAUCUACCCUAGGAAACAUUCUGGUGCACAUUAAACGCAACUUUGACAAAUGCAUUUCUACUUUGUGUAAGCAAAUAGAUGAAGCCAAGGUCCCAAAGAAGACGAAGAUUGGUAUUCUGCCAUUUGUUAUUGGAUUUGAGGAGUUUGUAACUGUUGCUGAAGCUAUCUUUAAGAAUGCUGAGAGAAGAGGUGAUCUGGAUAAAGCUUACAACAAAGUAAUUGCAGCAGUCUUCACCAGUAUUGAAAAUAUUGCCUCAAUGAAUGUGAAGACUCCACCAGAUGUGGUUAUGAUGGAGAAUUUUCAUCAUAUUUACAGCUUCCUCUCUGAAUUGAAAAUCCACAGUCUUGAAGAAAGGAAAAAGGGAGCUUCUCAAAAAUAUUCAGAACGUCGUGAUCUCUACGUUACUAAAUACUUGGGACGGCCUUUGGAGAAACUAAAUAUCUUCUUUGAGGGAGUCAAGGCUCGUAUUGCACAGGGUGUCAAAGAGAAUGAAGUUAGCUAUCAACUGGCAUUUAGCAAACAGGAGCUAAGGAAAGUGAUUGAAAAAUAUCAAGGAAAAGAGGUAAAGAAAGCACUGGAAAACCUCUACAAAAAAGUGGUCAAACAUCUAAGUGAAGAAGGAAACCUGUUACAGGUCGUGUGGUAUACAAUGCAAGGAGAGUUUGUCCGCCAGUACAAGGAGUUUGAAGAAAUGAUUGCUCGGUGUUAUCCCGGCUCUGGAAUAACCAUGAAUUUCACAAUAGAUGAUAUUCUGCAGUAUUUUCUUGAUAUAACAAAGGCAAAUUAACUACCACCUGUUUAAUAUUGUGUGCAGCUCCUUUUCAAACACAAAAUACGUUAAAUUAUCAUUCAAGAUUUGAAAUAUUUCACUUGUAUAUUGUUAGUUAUGCAAAAUUUUAAG